This is a messenger RNA of Sinocyclocheilus grahami, 5711 nucleotides long. RefSeq lists its product as uncharacterized. NCBI's taxonomy places the organism in Eukaryota, Metazoa, Chordata, Actinopteri, Cypriniformes, Cyprinidae. The record is from RefSeq and is a predicted model, not a curated record. Bases 38 to 2986 code for a protein of 982 amino acids. Gene Ontology annotation, molecular function: protein binding. The transcript has 11 exons.
UGAAUUGUCAUCACAAAUCGGCUCCCUUAAGGAUGUCAUGGAUCAUAUUGUUUCAAAGACUGACAAAACAUUCAAAUUAGAGGUGAAGUAUAUCAAUGCAGUGAAAGGGCAUGGUCUAUUUGCAAAGGGUUCCAUUUGCAAAGGUGAAUUUGUUGUUGAAUAUAGGGGAGAUAUAAUAAAUGAUGCAGAGUUGCAGAGCAGAAGAAAACGUUACCACACAUCCAGUGCUGCAUUUAUGUUUGAGUUUAAGUGGAGAGGGAAAACAUGGAGUAUUGAUGCCUCUAGAGAAGAUGGAUCUUUUGGGCGGAUAGUUAAUGAUGACCACAAACAUCCAAACUGUGAGAUGAAGAAAAUUGAUGUGAAUGGAGAGAUACACCUUUGUUUGUUUGCCCUGAAUGACAUUAAAGAAGGAGAAGAAAUUACAUAUGAUUAUGGAGGAGAAGACUACCCAUGGAGAACACAAACGACCAGCAUUGCUGCUAAAACCAAGGCAGAAGGUGACUCUGAUCCUUCCCCCAGGUCACAGACUCCGUUCAAUGAUGCUACUGGUCAAAAUAACUCUCCUCAACAGAUUGUGACACCGCUCCGAAAUGAAAAUGAGAUUUUUGUACCAAGACUGAGACCGACUAAAAGUAUAAUAAUGAAAGACAAAGAUCUUGAAGAUUCUGUUGAACUUUUUGAUUCUACACCAGAGAGUUCAGAUGAUUACUUUAUGAAAGACAAAGAUCUCGAAGAUUCUGUUGAACUUUUUGAUUCUACACCAGAGAGUUCAGAUGAUUACUUUACAGAUACCACUUCUGAAAGUGACUUUGACAGUGAUGCUAAUCUUAUACCAAACCAGACAAAACUUCAGCUUCUUUAUGAUGAACUGGAUGUUGAUGAUUCUGGCUCACUGAGUUCUCUUGACUGUGACACAGCAACACCAGAAAAAAGGCACAGCCUUGCAUCUGAAGCAUCUGGAACAGAAGAACCAUGUUCAAGUCAGAAUGCAAUAGAUGGCAUAGUUGUUAGUGCGUACCAAAAAAGAGGUGUUAGUAGAGUGUACAACAAGAGACAUUACUGCUUGUAUUGCUGUAAGCCUUAUGCUAAGAUGGCAAGGCAUCUAGAAAGUUCACAUGUAAAUGAAUCCGAUGUGGCUAAAGCGCUAAGCUUUCCAAAGAGUUCCAAGGAGAGAAAAAAACAGCUAGAUUAUAUUCGCAACAGAGGAAACUAUGCUCACAAUGCUGCUGUUAUGGAAUCAGGAAAGGGGGAACUAGUGCCAUAUAAACGGCCAUCCAAAGAAGCGCAGGGAAAAGAUUUCAUGCAUUGUGCGUACUGUCAAGGACUUUUUGCAAGAAAGGUCCUGUGGCGACAUAUGCGCACUUGUAUACUUCAACCUCAAUCGGUCCCCCUCAAACCAGGAAAAAAACGUGUUCAGUCGAUGUGUAUAUACACAGGGCCUGUGCCUUCAAACAUGACUAAACAACUAUGGGAAGUAAUUAGUGUCAUGAAUCUUGACCCAAUCACAGAUAUAAUAAAAAAAGACAAAGUAAUUAUUGAUAUUGGUCAGCAUUUGUUAAACAUGGGUGGGCUAUCAGCCAAGAAUAAACGGUGUGUGCGAGACAAGAUGCGAGAAUUGGGAAGGUUGGUUCACAAUGCUAGGAGAGUCACCUCCUUAAAAACAAUGGAAGAUUGUGUGAAUCCAAAGAAGUACAUGGAGACUGUCAAAGCUGUCAAGUAUACAUGUGGGUAUGAAUCUGACAAGUUUAUGAUUCCAUCACUUGCAAAGAAGCUUGGGAAUUCUCUGCUUCAAGUAAGCAAACUCUUAAAAGCUCAGGGCUUAUUGUCAAAUGACAAACAGCGAGUGAAGAAUGCCAGUGAGUUUCAAGACGUCCAUCAGGAAAAGUGGAACGAAAUGAUCUUAGACACAGCAUUGAGGAAUAUUAGGGAAGCAAAGUGGAAUGUGCCCGCUCUCAUGCCCUUUACUGAAGAUGUCCAAAAAAUGCACACAUAUCUCUGUCAAGUGCAAGAUGAGUGGUACAAAUCACUCUCUGAAAGUUCCUCUACUAAAGCCUGGAUGGAGCUGGCAAAGGUCUGUCUAGCCCAGAUAAUUCUCUUUAACCGACGCAGGGGAGGAGAGGUGGCGAGCAUGCCAUUGUCUGUGUUUUUUUCAGGAGACACUUCUGAUCCACAUGACGGUGUGGACUGGGCACUGUCCGAAGUAGAAAAAAAACUCUGCAGACACUUCUCAAAGAUUAUCACCAUGGGAAAGUGUGGUCAACCAGUUCCAAUUCUUCUGACUCCAAAAAUGCUGUGUUCCUUGGAACUCCUUGUUAAGCAGAGAGAGCCUUGUGGGGUUCUAAAAGACAAUGGUUACAUGUUUGCAAGACCAGAAGCCAUGACACAUUUCCGAGGGUCAGACUGCCUCCGUGGCUUUGCAAAAGCAUGUGGUGCAAAGUGUCCCAAAUCACUGACAUCUACCAGACUGCGAAAGCAUGCUGCAAUCCUUUCAACAGUGCUGAAUAUGACCAAAACGGAGAUGGACCAGCUUGCAAACUUUCUUGGACAUGAUAUAAAAAUUUAUCGUGAAUUCUGCCGACUCCCUGAGAAGACCCUGCAACUCGCCAAGAUCUGCAAAGUUCUAAUGGCUCUCGAACAAGGAAGAUUAGCUGUGUUCCAUGGCAAGAACUUGGAUGAAAUUGUGAUAGAUCCUGAUGAAAAAGUUCUGGAAAGUGAUGAAGACAGGAUAAUACAAGAGGGACACUGUUCAUCUACUGUUUAUGGUCAAACAACCCAUAAGAAAAAUCCCUGGCAGCAGACAGAGGUGCAGGCUGUGGAAAGGCACAUGAUGCGAUUCAUCACAUCUUUUACUGUACCAGGAAAGAGUGACUGUGAGAAGUGUUUAAAGGCUGAACCAGGAGCUCUAAAGAACCGGGACUGGAAGAAUGUGAAAUUCUUCAUAUAUAACCGUAUUACAGCCUAUAAAAAGAGUUUGCAGUGCAAAUAAUAUGAAGAUUACCAACUCUCUGGUAUGGCAGUUUUCGUUUACAAUAGCCUUUUUUCUCUCUUCCAUUGAAUUUUGAGGUAGGUAUCCAAAGAGGUCAAAACUCCAGCAUAAAUAUAUACUGCCCUACAAAGGCAAAGUGCAGUAACUACGCAAACACUGAAACUGAGAAAAAUGCCUUUAAAGUUUUUACAUUAGCCAGUCAAACAUAUUGUGGGUAGAUUAGUGGCAAUGCAUUCAUUUACAGCCUUAGGAUGAAAUUUUUUAUAGAUAAAAACCAUGACCACUGAUGUGAGCUUUGACCACCAAAAUGCAGAUACUGCACUCUGCCUUUGGAUGACCUUAAACAACUACAACACUAUUGCAAAAGCAAAGUGCAGUACCUACAAACUAAAUCUGAUACAAAACUAGUUCAUCCAGCUUUCUUGUUGUGUUUCUUGCUACAUGUUGAUUGUUUUUAAUAACUUUAAUAGUUUUAUUGAUGUUUGCAUGUUGUGAAUGUUAAAAUUACUCGGUAGUAAGCCUCAAGAUCGUCUUAUCGCAAUGCCCCUUUCACCACAAAGAGUGUUUUGCUCUUUUUUUUUUAAUUUAAAGUAAUUAAUUACAGACCAAGUAGUUAAAACAGUAGUAAAAAUUCACACAAUUUAAACUUUUCCUAACAAUAUAACUAGGGAUGUCAUAAAGGAAAAUAAGGGUUAAUUGUGAUUCUUUAUAGGAAAAUAAGGGACAGAAUAAGGGAUGCUCAAAAUAUUUGUACUGUACCACAUCCUGUGCAUCAUUUCCAUGUCUGCAGUUAAGUAUAUAAAAGGUGUAUAAAAGGUUCUCAGAAAAAAUCUCAUUUGUUUGCUCAGCGAAUUUAUGUACAAUUAUUCUAAAAGGAAUUUUACACCCAAACCACUGGCCUGUGAAAUUGUGAAAGAAGUCAUCCCUCAGGUAGAUUGUAUGUUUUCUUGCCUAGCUGCGUAGGCGUGCCCAAUGGCAGGUAAGGGGACGCCCCUUAACCGAGCGUAUAUAGCCCCUGCACGCGCUACCUUUCCUCAGUGAGCAUAUUCGCUUCUCGUGCAGCAAGCGGGGCAAACUUGGUGGAUCUCUCCACUCGAUGUUUCAGAGAACCGGGGUUACGAACAGUAACCUAUUGUUCUCUUUCAUCAUCUCGUGUUCGAGAUCCACCUAUGGGAGAUAUGGACAACUCCCCAGUUGUCCAGUACACUCACAGUGAGGCCCUGUAAGCCAAAGAACGGUCACCUGGCAAGGCGGUGCUUGACACGUCACCAAAUAUCUGACCCCACACAAAGGGAGAAUGCAAUACCGGCCAUGUAAGAAAUGACAUGUGGUAACAUGCAUACUAGAUCUGACAACAACAUAAUGCCAAGGCAUAUAUUAUAGAAAUAUACAUAUGUAUAUAUUGACAUAUACAUACAUAUAAAAAUAUAAUAAUGUGUCAGGGGAGGGUACAGAUGACCUGCUUACUGAGAUGAAUGAGCCGGGCUGGACAACCCAGGCUUAAAAAGGUGUAAAGGGUCUAGGGGCACAAGGCUACAAAGAGCCCACACCUAAAACCGAGUAAGCUACCGGGGUGCAGGUAACAUCAAGCCGGUAGUAUUUGACAAAUGUGUGUAGAGAGGCCCAGCUUGCAGCGGCACAAAUGUCCUGCAAGGAAACCCCUUUAAACGGAGCUCGCAAGGCUACUAUGUCCCUAGUGAAUUACGCUCUGAGGCCCACAUGGCUGCACUCCAUUUGAUUCAUAUGCCAGAGAGAUGGCUUCCACGAGCCAAUGAGAGAGGCAUUACUUAGAAAUGGAUUUUCCCCAUGUUCAGGGGGCCCAUUAGUUGAAGAGCUGAUCACUCCUGAAAGGGCUGGUCCCCGCACAACGGGACCUAAAGCAUUUAGCCUCUGAUCCUCCGCAGAGGAGGGUGAAAAGCAGAAGCUCAAACACUUUACACGUGAAAGCUGGGAAGCACUCUGGCGUAAAGGCCGGGUUAGGCCUUAGUUACUGCAAGAAAAUUAGUGCACGAGGGAUGAACAGAGAGCCCAUGCAAAUCACUGACAUGUUUGGCGGAAGCCAAGGCCAGGAGCAGAGCUGUCUUAGUCAGCUGCUUACAGGAGAUAUCUCCCUAAUUCGUUUAAAAUAUAAAGAUACUACUACUAAUAAUAAUUUCCAAUCAGUAGCCCAUGUACAAUGAAGCUAAUAGUAGGGCACUCUUAAACUGGAAUUUAUUAUGUGUGUAUUCAGUUGUGCUUAAAGCAAUUAUGGUAUUUUCAUGGAGUGUAGCAGCAGUAUCAUAGAAUUCAGAUUGCGUUAUUAUCGAAUUGUUAAUAGCAGUAUGCAUAGCAAAUCAAAUUAUGCGUUUAGUUGUGGUAGCAGUAGGUAGACCGUAGUUUAUAUUUACAUUUAUUCAUUUUGCAGAUGCUUUUAUCCAAAGGGACUUACGAUUGCUGAAGUUUCAGUGACCAAAAAUUAAUGGUAUGUGAACUCAAGCAAAUAGGCAUCAUUUGUGUUCGUUUAUUUAAAAGGGGCUUAUAGCAAUUCUAAGUAUCUUUGUGCAGCUGUAGCAGCAGUAUGCAUAGUCAUUCAGAUCGCAGGUAGCGAAUUUAAUAGCAGCAGCGUGCAUAGCAAAUUCAUAUGCAAUGUUAGAAAUAAUAUUAGCAGCAGGAAGUCAAAUUAUUGUUGCUAAUAUAGCAGCGGCAGCAGAAAGUACUUCAGUUGCUUGAAGUUUCAGUGAUAACG